Molecule: messenger RNA, 312 nt
Organism: Colletotrichum lupini
Lineage: Eukaryota; Fungi; Ascomycota; Sordariomycetes; Glomerellales; Glomerellaceae
Exons: 2
Coding region: 1-312 (103 amino acids)
Source: RefSeq, a predicted model, not a curated record
AUGUCACGCUGUUACGAGCUUGUUUUGUUUCGAUUUCGGGAACCAUGGUUACUGGUAGCUGGCAACUUGGGAUACGAGUCAGGGAGAUAUUGGCGUCGGACAUCAGUCAUGCGAUUGAAUCUCCGUGAUCGGCUCCGGUGCGAUGGUUCAGCCGAGAACUUGUGGCUCGACAUGCAGAAGGGCCCCAUUAUCGUCACUUGGCGGUCAUUUUUCUGCACCGACUACAUGUGCCACACUACACAGCCACAGGCUAUGUGCCACAACUGGUGGCGACCAGCCACAACUGUACAUAGGGGCUUCUGCCCACAUUAG